This is a messenger RNA of Annulohypoxylon truncatum, 3231 nucleotides long. RefSeq lists its product as uncharacterized. Bases 1 to 3231 code for a protein of 1076 amino acids. NCBI's taxonomy places the organism in Eukaryota, Fungi, Ascomycota, Sordariomycetes, Xylariales, Hypoxylaceae. The transcript is spliced from 11 exons. The record is from RefSeq and is a predicted model, not a curated record.
AUGACUGACAUUCCGGAAAACCCACGGUCGCCUGCCGAUUGGCGGGCAUACGCCACCUCGACUGAGGUUGAAGCAAUCCCUCUGAGGCAAGGCCAAUCAGGAAUGCAAAUGCAUGAUGUAUACCUGGAUGGAUCAGCACUGCUCAAGGCAAGCCCUGAACAGCUUUAUGUGUAUACCGAUGUGCUCGCUCUAGACUUGGAUACCGUGUUCGGUCUAUCGGAGAAUGCGGUAGUGACCAUCCUGACGAGGGUUAUCACAGCGGACGCCCCCGUGACUCUCAAGGUGACCCCACCAGCUCAUGGUAGUUGCGCCGUCGCCAUCUACGCAUCGCUCUUGGAUCAAGAUGUCGCGGUACAGGCUGGGAACUCGGAACCCCAAAAGCUGGACUUGGGUCCGGGGUCUGGGCAUCUCGGGGUAACUAUAGCCGUCAGCGCCGACACUACGAACCCGGUCACGUUGGGUUACUUCAAGAGGUACAAUUACGACAACAGACAGAGUCACGAAUCUAGCCUGGAGACGCAACUGCGUAUCGCUUCGGUGAUGUUCUGGAAGAAUACGUCCGUUGCCAUCUCUCUCUGCGCCCAUGUCGCCGCCUUCACCGUGGCGCCUUCCCCGCACUACCUCCUCAACUCCCAAGCCGUGGCGCUGGGCCAGCAGCUCGCGGCGCAGGCGGUCACGGAUGACGGCAGCAGCUACGCCCCCGUCCUGCAGCUCGAGCGGUACAUGGACACCCUGGACGCGGCGUUGGACGCGGCGUCGGCGUACGAGGACCUGUACAACCGGUUCGCCAACAUGGAGCAGGAGGUAGAGCUUCAGCUAGCGCAGUGGAAAGAGAUGCUGGCUAAGGCCCGCGACGGAGCGAGCACUCGCCGAUACCAGCGCCAGGCUGCCCUAGACAGGUACAACGAUGCAGCCGCAACGGCCGAGAAAUGCUACCGCCAGAUGCAGGCGGAAAAUACGGAGAUAGGGAUUGCCAGCGACAGGUUUGAGGAAGAAUUGGGGAAAUGGUCGGACUGGCAAAAGUUUCUCGCUGUUUGUAAAAUCAUUGUUGCUGUGGCCCGUAUGUCGAUGCAAUUCCUUUCCGCUCUCCUUAAACUCAUAAGACCGCUCCGGAUUAUUAACGUCCAAGCAGAAUUCGCGGUCAGCGUCGGUGGAAUGUUUGUCGAUGGGGGCGGCGAGGCUGCCGGGGCAGCCGAAGCCGCGAUCGAGACCGUCGUAGAGUUCGAGAAGGAGGCCGGUGCAAUCGCUAAGCUCAUCUCCUCGGACACGCUGAAAAGCCUCAAAAAGUGCGUCGAAUUCCUCCAGGCGCUAUACCCAGCGAUACAGCAGAUCGUAGACGCGGCCAAAGUGCUCGAGACAGACCCAAGCGCCAAAAUCCCUCCUACCGACACCAUAACCGGGUCGAGCUCGGCCGACGCCGACAGCGCGGCUCUCGUGACCGUCGCCAGUUGGGAAAAAUGGAUCACGGAAGCGGAUCUAUCGCUAAAGUUCGCCGUGGAUAAUAGCAUCAAUACGGCUGACACGUACCAGCUCGCCCUGCGAAAGCACGCUAUCAACGGCAAGCUACUGGCCCAGGCUCAGGCGGAAGCCAUCAAGGCCGGCCAGCAGUACGUCCAAGCCGCGAUGGAGGCCGUGCUGUGCGAUAGGGAUGUAGAACGCCUCGAGUCGCUGGUAGACAAGUACGAAGGACAGGAGGAUGUGUACGAAGCAGCAAAGGCCAGUCUUUUUGACCGCUUCAUGGGCUUGCGGACCAGCCUGGUGAUCGAGAUGCGAAAUAUCACUUGGGCAUACAAAUAUUACGCCUUAAAGGAUAGUAGGGUCACUUUAGAUGUGCUCAAGUCGACCGCUGAGUACCGGCAAGAUAAGCUGGCCAUUAAGCAAGACAUCGACAACGCAGAUGCUGCGUACGCAACAGACUUUGAACCGUUCAACUACCCUACUCCUUCCACCAAGCUGCCAUCCAACUACCACCAGCUAAUCCUCGACGGCCUCAAAUCCCCCGACCACCAAGCCAGUUUCACGCUGUCACCCGAGCUCGAUGCCGACGGGAACCGGAGCUUCGCCGCUGAAUUUACCAAGGGCUUCCACUACCGGCUCGAAGGGAUGGAGCCCACGCUGCGCGGGGCGCUGCCGCAGCCGGAGAGUCUCGAGGACGGCAAGGUGGUCGUUGACCUACAGAUCAGCACUUCGGGCCUCUACCAGGACGUGCAGGAUGACCAGAUCUUUAGCUUCGCGAGUCUCCGCCAAGUCCGCAACUUCUCGUAUGAGUUGCUGGCGUCGGGCGAGAGCGGCGAGAUCUGGGACCACGCCGUCUUCCCUACCGUGAACCACGCCGAGCCGACGCCGUUCACCCAAUGGACCAUUAAGCUCAUAAAUCCCGAUGACGUCGACCUAAGUGGCCUUGAAGCUGUAAAUCUUUACUGGCCCCAAGAGGCCUCCUGGUGGACCAGAAGUUCUGCUGCCGAACGGUUGCCUUCGCCGACAUCCGCAAGGCGCUGCAAAGCACAGAAACUACCUUAUACCGACCAGCAGCUCAAAACUGUCGGCUUCACCGAUGCGGGGUUCGGUGCUCUUUAUGCUUUGUACCUGAUUCCUAUCGAGGAUACAUUUUACAAAAUAUGCAGCGCAUCUACGGAGACUCUAGUUUACUAUCGUAAAGUCACAGACGUCUGCGACUAUGUGAUCGCCGCAGGGGCAGGCGCCAGAAAAGAUUACGACAUCAUAUUCGACGGCCUUGCAGAGCUCUACAAGGACCCGGAUAACGAGAGCCUCCACCGGCAGAUAGACCAGACCAUCAAGGAUCGAGUGGAAACCCUAAGAAUUAUAUCCGACGUAGCCUCUACUGUCAAGACGGAUAUGACCAGCUCAGUCCGGACCAUCAUCGAGAAUCAGGCGAAGCUCGGAGAAAUGGAGAAGCCACUACAAGACUCCUCUACUAUUUCAAAACUCCUGAGAGAGUCCGAUGGUGAUGACGAGGACUACCAACAAGAUAUGGAGGCAGUGCAAAGCCUCCUGAAGAUAAUGGGCGACCAGAAGAUGGAAGACCAGUCGGGUCCUACGCUGAGCGACCUAGAGAAGCUCCUAGGGGGAGCGGUAGCAAUCCUGAGCGACAUGACAUCUCUACAGGAAGAGUUCGAAGAAGAUGCCAAGCCGGGGCCGGACCUUGUGCUUAAUCUAGAAAAGAAUAACCUCGUUGAGAUGUGGGAUAGCCUGGUGACAGAAGGUAGUUGA